Bursaphelenchus okinawaensis is the source of this 1730-nucleotide messenger RNA. The record is from the annotation of a GenBank genome assembly. Lineage: Eukaryota; Metazoa; Nematoda; Chromadorea; Rhabditida; Aphelenchoididae.
AUGAAGACUUUGGUUGUGGACAAUGGCGCUGCAAGCAUCCGUGCCAACUUUUCGGGCGCAGAUAAUCCAAUGUAAGUUUGUUUUGUACAGUUUAACCUUUGUAUAAUAUGUAAUCUUAUAUGUCACAACGUUUAUUCACAGUGUGAUACCAAAUACAAUAUACAAAUUUCGAAGCGAAAAACGACGAGUCUUUGUGGCUGAUGAAAUAGAAGAUUACAAUGACAAGACCAAAGUGUAUUACUCAUUGGCACACGAAAAGGGGUAUUUAGGUAAAACUUUUUAAACUUUUAGGUCUUUUUACACUUCUAGGUACAUGUAUUGUUGCAAUUUCAGUGAAUUGGAAUGUAGAGUACGAAGUGUGGGAUCGAUUGUUUGGGCCAGAUAAACUGAAUGUAGACUUCGAAGACACCCGACUUCUUUUAACUGAUAUCAACUCCAUUGUACCUGCAUUCAAAGACAACGUCGAGGAGAUUGUUUUCGAGUCAUAUCAGUUUAAUGCAUUAAAUAAAACCGCAGGUAUGUUCUUACAUUAAUUUUGCUUAUUGAUGAUUUAUGACAAAAUUUUGGAUUUUACUUAGUACUAUAUGAAUAUUAUUUACAGCUGCUAACUUGGUCGCUCAACAUUCUUUAACACAACGAAACAAACAGUCUUGUAUAGUUGUGGAUUCUGGAUUUUCAUUUACUCAUAUAUUGCCGUAUUACGAUGGUGGUCUUAUCAGUAAUUCCAUUGUAAGGUAUGUCUGGCAAUUUUAUUUGUUUUUUUGAAAAAUAUGUCAAGAUCUAUGUAUCUGUUAAUGUGUACUUGUGCUUACUUGGGAAUUGUACGGCGUAACUAAAGAGAAACGUUUAGGUUAGAUAUUGGAGGAAAAGCUUUGACAAAUCAACUCAAAGAGUGGAUCUCAUACCGCCAACUGGAAGUCAGGGACGAAACUUAUAUCAUGAACCAGUGCAAGGAAGAUCUCUGUUUUGUUUCUACUGACUUCAACAAAGAUAUGAAGGUAGCAGAAUUGUGAGUUGUGUUCGUGAAUACUGUUUUCAUUGCUCUAGUUUUACAAUUUUUAAAUUUCACUUUUCUAUUAUAGACGCUAUUCGGAAGGUAACACGGUAAUGCGGGAUUAUUUGCUACCUGAUUUUGUGAAUUUUGACAAGGGAGAAGCUGCUUUACCAUCGCGAGAACCGACAGAUCGACAGAAAAUAGUUGUUAAUACCGAGAGAUUCACGGUACCAGAACUGUUGUUCAACCCAUCAGAUGUUGGUUUGAAGCAAGCAGGAAUUCCAGAAGCUGUAGCACAGUGUAUUACAGAAGUUGCAGUUUCGUUUCCAGGUUUGCGCGGGUUGAAAUUAUAAAACAAAUAAAUUUACUUUUCGAGUAUGGUUAUCAAUUUUACAGUGCUGUUAACGAAGUAUGACUUUUUUAAACAUCAAAACGACUAUUUUUAGAUAUAGCACUGGGUCUGCCUUCGAACAUAAUUUGUGUUGGAGGAAAUGCAGCGAUCCCUGGCUUUGUCAAUCGGUUACAGAAUGACCUACAGCAGUGGUGCACUCAUGGUACUGAUUUAGUAUGUACAAAACCAGAAUCACCGACACGAUAUGCUUGGGAUUGUGGAAGAGAUUUGGUACGGAAGAAAGAUACGAUGAUUGAAGACGGAUUCAUCUCUCAAAGCGAUUACUUUGAGCACGGUGAUGCUAUCUUCUACAGGAAGAUGGGGAAUAACUUCUUCUCUUACUAA